Thermochaetoides thermophila DSM 1495 is the source of this 1224-nucleotide messenger RNA. Its product is annotated as aminopeptidase-like protein. Gene Ontology annotation, molecular function: metalloexopeptidase activity. The record is from RefSeq and is a predicted model, not a curated record. Bases 1 to 1224 code for a protein of 407 amino acids. The transcript is spliced from 4 exons. NCBI's taxonomy places the organism in Eukaryota, Fungi, Ascomycota, Sordariomycetes, Sordariales, Chaetomiaceae. Gene Ontology annotation, biological process: proteolysis.
AUGAAGGUUUCCAACGCCUCGCUCCUUGCGCUGCUCCUCCCGACGGUCAGCGCGCGCUUUAUCGAGCCUGGCGAGACGGACCGGGUGAUGCUCUAUCCCGAUGGCAUUCCCGAGGCCCCAAAGAGCACGCAGAAGUUCCUCAUUGAGCUUGCGCCUGGCGAGACAAGAUGGGUGACGGAGGAUGAGAAGUGGGAACUGCGCCGUGCCGGCAGGCGAUUCUUCGAUAUCACCGAUCAUCAAGAUCUUGGCAGGCUGCGGACUGCUUCCAAGAAGAAGAGCGUCUUCCCGGAGACGGUCACUCAACAAAAGGCAGUCAACCCGCUCCUGGAACAGCUGUCCAAGAAGCAGAUGGAAGACCACCUCACAACUUUCACUGGUUUUUACACCCGGUAUUACAGAUCUGAUGAAGGCCGCAAGUCCAGCGAAUGGCUUCUUAGCCAAGUUCGCCAGACGAUCAAGGAUGCCAACGCCGAGGGAUUCGUUCGGGCAGAGCCCUUUCAGCACUCAUGGGGCCAGAACAGUAUCAUUGCCACAAUUCCAGGCCAGACCAACUCAACAAUUGUUAUUGGCGCUCAUCAAGACUCCAUCAACCUCUUCUUCCCCAGCUUCUUGGCGGCGCCCGGUGCCGAUGAUGAUGGCAGUGGAACUGUGACCAUCUUGGAGGCGUUCCGUGUGCUUCUGCAGUCACAGGAUGUUUUGCAGGGCAAGGCGCAGAACACGAUCGAGUUUCACUGGUAUAGUGCCGAGGAGGGCGGGUUGCUGGGUAGCCAGGCUAUCUUUUCCGCAUAUGAGAAGCAAGGCCGGGAUGUCAAGGCCAUGCUGCAGCAAGACAUGACCGGCUAUGUUAAGCGCACGCUGGAUGCUGGCAAGCCCGAGAGCGUUGGCGUCAUUGUGGACUACGUGGAUAAGAAUCUGACGGAGUUCAUCAAGAAAGUAAUUAAGGAGUACUGCACUAUCCCCUUCGUCGAGACCAAGUGUGGCUAUGCCUGCUCCGACCAUGCUUCGGCUUCCAAGGCUGGAUACCCCUCUGCCUUUGUGAUUGAGUCUGACUUUGACGACUCGGACCCUCACAUCCACACAACCGAUGACACGAUCUCGCACCUGUCCUUCGACCACAUGCUGCAGCACGCACGCAUGACGCUGGCGUUCGCAUACGAACUGGCCUUUACUGACUUUGUUGCUCUUGAAGAAGCCAAAUAUUUCAAGCACGAUGAUUCACUGUGA